GUUACGUCUACUCAUGCAAUGCCCAAACAUAUGAGUCAUUCAUUUGUUUUUGUCCACAAAUUCAGUACUCAUUCACUGUUUGAAUCACUCAAUGACUGAAUGACUGAAUGAGUGCUCAACCCAUCAGACACUCAAUUGUCACACUAUUGUGCCAUUUGUUGUCAUCCUUAACACCACUUAACACUACUAUGUCUUCACUCAACGCAUCUCACACUUGUUGACCAAUCGAUCCUCGAUUAUCACCACUACUUCUUCCGCACCACUACUUGGGAUUCAGCCACCGAUUUGUUGCCAAACUCUAUAUUAAAUCUUCUACUCAUCACUAUUGCAGAAGCCAUGUCUGCGGGCAAGUCUCGACGUCCGCCCAAAUUCAAUAUGACAGCGGAAGCGCCUCCACAGCCGCCGUCCACUCCCGAGAAUUUGGACAAAAAGACGACAAUACAGAUCGGAGGCCAGACUAUUGACAUCGAGGCCGACAACUUGGAGACAAUGGUCGAGUUGGGUCGCGGAGCCUAUGGUAUCGUCGAGAGAGUCAAACACAAGACUACGGGAUUUGAAAUGGCAGUGAAAAGGAUUAGCGCUAAUAUAGUUCAGGAACAGAAGCGACUGCUAAUGGAUAUGAAUGUUUUGGUCAACUCUUCCGGAUGUCCUAACAUUGUCAAAUUCUAUGGCGCGAUCUUCUGGGAGGGCGACCUCUGGCUCUUUAUGGAGAUAAUGGACUCCUCUUUGGAUAAGUUCUACCGAAAGGCUCACUCGAGUGCAGAGAAUGGCAUUCCAGAGGACAUAUUGGGCACAAUUGGCUCUUGUAUUGUAAAAGCGCUGAAAUAUCUGCACGAAAUCAAAAUCAUCCACAGAGACGUGAAGCCGUCCAACGCACUCAUCAACCGUAACGGAGUGGUCAAGUUGUGUGACUUCGGCAUAUCUGGCCAUUUAGUCAAUUCUAUCGCUCAAACAUUCGACGCCGGAUGCAAACCAUAUAUGGCUCCCGAAAGGAUUAAUCCCGACCCCAAUCGCAAGGGUUAUGACAUUCGCUCCGAUGUCUGGAGUUUAGGUAUUUCAAUGCUAGAGUUAGCGAUCGGCAAAUUCCCAUUUCCCGACUCCAAGAAUCUGUUUGAACAGCUGAAGCGCAUCUGUCAGGACGACCCGCCAACGCUUCCCGCCGGACAGUUCUCUAAAGACUUCGAGGAUUUCAUGGAUAAAUGUCUUCAGCGAGACUAUCAAAAGAGACCCAAUUAUGCGGGUCUUCUCACGCAUCCAUUCAUCACACAAAACGAAACAAACGAUAUCUCCGUAUUUGUGACCAAAAUAUUAGACUCGACUUAAGAUAUUAAGCAAUGAAAAGAUAAUUAAUGUGCAAAAUAUGGCGCGAAAUACUAUACAAAUUGAUUGUGCCUUUAAAUUACAUCCGUUUUUAUGUGUUUUGUGUGCGAC
This is a messenger RNA of Medioppia subpectinata, 1431 nucleotides long. NCBI's taxonomy places the organism in Eukaryota, Metazoa, Arthropoda, Arachnida, Sarcoptiformes, Oppiidae. The record is from the annotation of a GenBank genome assembly.